This is a messenger RNA of Prorocentrum cordatum, 2392 nucleotides long. NCBI's taxonomy places the organism in Eukaryota, Dinophyceae, Prorocentrales, Prorocentraceae. The record is from the annotation of a GenBank genome assembly.
GACUUGUGGGACGCGGUUGGUUGACGGACACUUCGACCCAAACUACGUGCUCACGAAGAGCGGGCACGACCUCGUGCAACACUACUCCAUUAAGGCUUCGCACCCCGAGAUGCCGUACGCAAUGCACUUCCUGUCGAUGAUGUGCGCGCUGUCCAACGGGGCGAAGAUUGCACUGUUCCCUUCGUCGGACAGUCCACUCUUUAUCUUCUUCCUUAACAUUAACUAUGCUCAAACACGGAAGAGUUCGAUCACGGGCAGUGCAGACGGGUUCGGCGACCAGAUCGACAAACACGUGUUGAAGGUAGUUGAAAAGAUGUGGGAUGAUCUGAAGAGCGCGGAUGACGAGGAAGAGGAAAAUAACGUUGCUCCCAAAAUCGUCUCUUCAGUGCUGCACUCAGCGACGCCAGCUGAGUUCUUUCACCGCAUGGCUGGCGACUUCCAGCAAUUGCAGAACACCAACAAAAUGGAUCACGACGAACUGAAGCGCAGGCAUUUCUUCGGCGUGCUUGUGAACUUGGACGAAGCGCACGACCUACUCCAAGCCUUCGGGCUUUUGUCCGACGAGCAGAAGGCGUCCAGCAAGGGCGGGGGGAACGCCGUCAACCCGCACCAGUCUGCUUUCAACAAGUUAGCGCAGUGCGGCCAGGCGUCCCGGUCGACGAAGUCGUGCGGGUCCUACGGCGCCGCGGCGGCGCCGACGGUGUCUGUCGGCAUGACCGGGAACAUGCGCCCCAGCCAGUACGCGCCCAUGGAGAGGGGGGAGUCUGGCAGCCAUUUCGCCCACACGAAGGAGCGGCUCAUGGUGGCGACAGGCCGGCCGGUGCAGCCGCACGAAGCGCUCCCCGCGGACUUCGCCCCCCCGACCGGCCACUCGUCUUGGACGUGGCUGUGGGAACGUCCGACUGAUGGCCUACCCGCGUUGGAUGCCGCGGCAGAAGUCGACGAGCGGUUCCGCCCAGACGCGAACGGCUACGUGGUCACGCUGCCAGACGGCGUGGAGACGAGAGUGCGCUUCCGCUUGGCAUCUGACGCAACGUCGGGUUUCGAGGCAGAAUGGCGGAUCGCCAACCGCAGCUUUCCCAUUCCUGCCGCGUACGAGUUGCAGAAGUGCUGCGCCCGCGUCCUCACGUAUUUCAACGAGCCCCACCGCGUCCUCACCCUGACCGACCGGGCGGACGUUACAUUCAAGUCGUACAUGGGCUGCUUCAACGUCCAGGACAUCGAGGGCGCCGCGCGCAUGGGCUGCGCGCUGUGGCAACUGGGACAGAUCGCAGGGGCCCUGUGCGUAUUCGACAUCUUCCACGGCCGCUACGACGAGACCCCAGUGUACCAGGGCAGGACCAUCCAGGUUAUGCCCGAGCACAUUAAGCGGGCCGCUAGCUUACUGUCCGUGGUGGACCGCCUCAAAGCGAUCGCGGCGGGCGGAGACGCAGCGGCGACUUGCCCUCCCGGCAUGGACGAGGCCGCGAUGAUGAGGCUCCAGAUGGAGAGUUACAUCGGCACGGAGGGGGCCCCGCAGCCCUUCGACGGCCUGUGGUCCCAGAACGCCUUCGCAGGCGACGCGGCGACGCCUAGCGGCAACCAUCUUGAGGCAUCUGCAGUGGAGGAGGAGGAGGCUGAGGGGGAGGCUGCCCGGGCAUUGGGGCUCGACGGGACGCCGCAGGACGAACCGCGCGGCGCCGCCGCGCUGGGCAGCGGCGCCGGUGCAGACGAUGGCGGCUUUCGCCAGCGCCUCGCGGCAGAUGGGCCCGAGGGCGCGGGGGUCGGCGCGCGGGCUGACGUUCCGGGCGCAGAGGAACUCCAGGGUGCAGGUGACUUGGCUGCCGCCCAGGCGGCCCCUGCGAGCUCCACUCGCGACGCCUUGCUCACGAUGAAGGACGUCCGGUCCAUUGAAUACGGGUACGGACUCCAGGGAUCUUCGGUGCAGGAGACGUUGCUCGCGCCUCAGUGGACGGACCGCGCCGUGAUGCAGAAAACGCUCCUCGCGGGGACCCCAGUGAUUGACCGCAGGUCUGCCGCGCAACGCAUCAUGACUUCCCGUGCGGGUGGGGAGAGACGCAAGACCAUUGAUGCAGAGAGAUGGGCGCGCGUCAUGAAGGCAGGCCUCGCGGGUUGCUCCAUUGCCCAGUUUGACGAAGAGGGGUGCAAAGUGAAAAUGACUCCAGUUCCAGAUGACGUGGCCUUGCGCCACAAGUACCACAAUGAGCUCAUGACCUUGUGCGGCAUUACGCUCCGCCAACUGGUGGAAGCCAUGCAGUCCGCCAAGAAGGCAGCCGAGCAGCGCGGCCGGGCCGGCCCGAGGGAGCCUCAUCCAAAUAAGAAGGCCAACAGGGCGGUGGCUGAGCGGAGUCGCAGCCGUUCGCGGCAGCAGGAUGCCCGCGAGCGCAGUUGA